CUGGUGAUCGAGCCUCUGGCGCUGAUGUAUCCAUGUUGAUUAUUUUUGACUUAAGUUUGAAGAUGGAAAAUUAGCUACUUUUUGGGCAGAUCUGUGUGAAUUUAAAACAAAGAUAUUGCGAAUUAAUCGUGUUUCAAUUCGCUAGUGUCUACAAAUCUAACUAAGCAUAAGGCGCCAAACAAUAACAGAAGGAUGGUUCGUAAACGUCAUAACAGAAAGAAGGGUCCGUAAUAAUAUCAAGUUAUGGAUCUAGUAUCUAGUGAAGAAAAUGACACACCGCUAAUUAUAGAUAGUGGUACUGAAAGUAUCACCGAGAGCCCCACUGCUGAAGAUGAGAGUGAACAUUCAGAAGAUUCCACAGUGUGUGAUUUACAGAUUGCAUCCAAAACCAAAGAAAAGCUUCAAACUGCUCAAAAUAUAUUGGAUAAAUCAUUUUCAAUAGACGAAGAAGACCUGGCAACGCCUUUAGAACCUAUACCUGUGCAAAAUUAUCCAGGACUUGCUUCAAUUUCCAGUAAUGGUACGUCAACGGAAAGUAGCAGUUCAGACCCAAGUGGAAAAUCUGACGACGAAGAAGUUUUGGAAGAUCUCACACAUGAUGAUUGUACAAAUCAGACGCAAAGUAAAGAAGAAGGUUGUAUUGUCGAUAUAGUGAAGCAAAUCGACAUAGAUGGGAGCGGAGACACAGGAAAAGAAGGUAUGACUGUGGAAGAGAGCCAUGUUGAUGCAGGGGGUGAUGUGCCCUCUGACUUAGCUACCAUUCCAGAAAACAAUAGCGAGACUGAGAUAUCAACGGGUACAAAUGACCAAAUUUCUUUGCCAAAUACAAACUACACUUCUAUUCUCCGAGGACAACCCACAGACUAUGAUUCUUCCUCUAACAGUUCUCCAACUAACUCUAAGCGCAGAGUGUCAUUUCCUCUAGAUGAAUGCAAUCUGAUUACGUAUUGCGAGCCAGAUCAUGAAUUUCCUUGGAUGAUAACUCAAGAUAUGCCUGCAGAAAAAAUUCUCCAGGUUUACCAAAAUUCCUGCAAGAAGCACAAAACAAUCGAAUUAGAUGUAAUAAAAUCGCAAAUAAGUGAAAUAAAAAAUAACACCAAUCAUUCAGCUAUAUUAAAAUUGAAUUCUGUAAGAAUAACGUCGGAGGUAAAUGAAACUCUCGAGGAUUUGCUAAAAGUUACCAACUUCAAUACUUUGAUCUUAAAUGAUUGUAAAUUCACUCCUGAAACUAUGAGCGAGUUUCUUAACAUGCUAGAGUUUUACGAGUCCAUUCGCCACUUUGAAAUAGAAAUGAAUUUCGAUGACCAUGAUACCUGGAAGUGUUUCUGCAACGCUUGUAGUAAUAUUAUGGUAUUGGAGUCCUUAUCAUUCAAAAAAAUGGUCAUUAAUGAACCUUAUAUGCGGUCCCUGAUAAGUACCAUAAAAAGUAAUUCCAAUAUUACAAUGCUUAAAUUCGAUGGCUGUAUGUUGGUCAAACUGCCAAGCUUUUACUUAGUUGAAAAUUUAAUGAUGAAUCGUACUAUUCGAGAGUUAUAUCUGCCGUCAACUGGUUUAUAUACAAAGGAAGCAGAAGUAUUGGCUCGUUUCCUUACGAAUAAUACCCAUCUCAAGUUACUCGAUAUUGGCAACAAUUUUAUAGGAGAUCGUGGAUUGGAAUCGUUAGCAAAAGGGUUGUGUAAGCAAAAUAGGCCCGGCUAUGGAUUGUCGGCUCUUAUCAUUUUCAAUAACCAAAUCUCCGACAAAAGUGGACCAGUUAUAAGCAACAUUAUUGUAGAGUGCAAAAACCUUCACACGCUUAACGUUGGCUAUAAUAACUUAACAGACGAAGUACUUAUACACAUAAGUGGUGGUUUGCCAUUGACCACAUCUCUCGAAGGUUUAGGUCUACAGUGCACCCUGUUAACUUGCAAAGGGAUCAAUAUACUUGCCGAAGCGAUUCAGAACAACCAGUCUCUUCAGAAAAUCAACUUAAAGGGCAACAAAGCGAUUCAAAUAAAUGGGGUAGAAAGCCUAUGCCAGGCCUUAACAAAGUCGAAAAUUUACAAAAUCGAAAUCGAUGAAACCAACCGCUCAUGUAACGAUCCCGAAGCGUAUUCUCAAUUAGUAAAGAAGCUCUUUGCGAUCUGCACUGUAAAUAAAUCUUUCGUCGACGGUACAGACGAUGAGGAACUCGCCAACAUUUCGCAGCUAAUUUCCCGAAAAAUGUCGUUGAGCUGUGAACCGAGAUACACAGUCCCUGAUCCUGCUAGUACGUUUCAAAUAGGGUCGCCAGCUCUCUCACCUGUGCCAUCUCCAGUGUCCAGCCCCGCGCCGAAGAGUCGGUUCCAGAUAGUGAAAGUGAAUGAAAAUAACAGUAGUUGCAGUAGCACCAGUGUUAGUCCUAGCCCUAGCCCCAGUCCAAAGCAGAAAUCCAGGUUUCGUGUGACGAGAGUCCCCCCUUCCCCCGAUGAAGAAAUAUCCUUAGGCCGUUUUGCCAAUGUUCGCAGCAGUGUAUCAUCGAACGACAGCAUGGAUUCACUAGCCACUUUACACUUAGACAGUGACAGUGAUUGACUGCUUCUUCUUCUUUCUCAUGUGGUAGUACAAGCCCCUCUAAGUACUUAUUUUCAUUGGUAUUAGUUCUGUGAUAGGAUGUGUUAUUUUUAAAGCUUGUUUCAAAUUUUAUUUCCAAUGCAAUGUGAUGUAAAUCGUUACAGAACCUUACGGAGAUGUAUUACUGCUUCUACAGCAGCUUUUGUUUAUGUAUGUGGAAUAUUAUAUAUCAAAAAGUAGACUCUUCCAGUAGCCUGGAUAAGCGUUUAUCGGAUGUUUUCUUGCUUAUUUUGAACGCUGUAUGUACAGGAUAGAUUUUAAUUCAAAAAUAAUAUUAGGGGAUAGACGAUACUGCCUAAUUUUUAAAUCGAUUUGUUUGAAAAAUGUUUUCGAUGCGCAUUUUUCAUUUGCCUUUUUACAUCAAGAUAUCCUAUGACUAUAUUUGACGGGUCGACUUGCACAAUUAAAGAAUCUAAUAACAUUUGUAAUAAUUGUUAAAAAAAAAACUUGUAAUAUAAAUGUAAUCUCGUUAACGUUCAUUUUAAAUAUACGAUUCUGAAAAUAAAAAUAUACCCUAUGUGGUGUAUUUGUGCACCGUGAUAUUUUAAAAUUAAUUUUGUGGGUUUAUAGUACAGUGAUAUUUGAGGACAUGGUACAAACUAAGAAGUAUUAAUACAAACUGGCUGUUUUCGCGUGCAUAUUUUUUUGCUUAGAAAAUGCAGUGUAUAUAAAUAUAUAAAUGGUUUUUAGAUUCGUUUAAUGUGUGUAUUUCGUGAAUUAGCUUAUUAUAGCUUAAUUUAUUUUUAAACGAUAACAGCGAGUUACAUGCCAAAUCUUCGUCACUUUUUUUUGUUAACCUGUGUUGAGUGAAUUUAAAAUCGAAUGUUGGUAGAUUUGCACGUAAUCUGCUAAGCACAUUGUUCUUAUUUUUUAUUUACCGUUAAAAGAACAAGACAUUUUACUUAAGAUUCUGAGGUACAAAUUUAGUUAAAUAGAUGAUGUGGAGGAAGAUGCAUUGACAAAUUUUAGCAAUUUAGUUUUUAGUUGUUGUAUUUGAGUAAUUACAAUAACACAUUUUGUUUGAUUUUACAUUUUUUUUUUAUAGUGCUUCUGUACAUAUUGUGAAAAAUUGGGUGGUUUAUUUAAUAAACGCAAAGUUUCUUAUAUAUUAAUAUAUAAAAAUUUAAGGUAAGGUAUCAAAAUUUUUUUUAGUGUAUAGUCUUUAUAAAAGGUUAGUCUUUGCCUCUCUCCUCAAGGACGUAAUGGAUGAUCUAAUCCAGUAGGAUAGAGUUUCGCAUGCUUUUUAAGUAUAAGGGAUUAAAAAUUAAAAAAGGACUUAAGUCACAAUAGGUUUGUAUGCGAGAUGUUAAAAAUUUACUUGUAUGUAGUAUAGGUUUUUUACAAAGUAGCCUUAAGUGUGAUUUUGGUUUGAUAUACGGCAACAAGUGCCCUAUUGUAAAAAAAAAAACUAUAAAUACGGGAUAAUAGUUUUAAAUUAAAUAUAUUUUUAUAUUGAUGUUGUUAGAUAUCUUGGGGUGUAAGAAACUAGUUAAUAGAAAUUUUUGGUACAAAACUUACUGAAUAGUUCCAUAUUAUUAUUUUGUUAGUUACUAUACCAUUUGCGCAUGCACUACGCAUUUUGUUAAUAUAGUUUAUUUAUAUUUCUGUGUAUGUGAUAAAUGGAUGUGAUAUUGUAUGAUAUCUUAAGGAUAUUUUAACAAAUAACCAUUACUUGUAGAU
Messenger RNA from Anoplophora glabripennis (Asian longhorned beetle), 4272 nucleotides. RefSeq names its product protein phosphatase 1 regulatory subunit 37. Gene Ontology annotation, molecular function: GTPase activator activity; small GTPase binding. Lineage: Eukaryota; Metazoa; Arthropoda; Insecta; Coleoptera; Cerambycidae. The coding region runs from base 244 to 2553 and encodes 769 amino acids. Gene Ontology annotation, cellular component: perinuclear region of cytoplasm; nucleus; cytosol. The record is from RefSeq and is a predicted model, not a curated record. Gene Ontology annotation, biological process: activation of GTPase activity; nucleocytoplasmic transport. The transcript has 10 exons.